CUUCAUAGUAAAGUGCUCUCUGUCUGUUCUGGGCGAUCAUCUUCAGUAUGGCAGGGGAAAAUGGAAGGGGACACGGGUCCCGUCAAACUGUGGUAGUCAUAUUGGUCCUGUGCUCUUUGGCACCGAGUUUAACUUGUUUUAGUUUGCGAGGGCUGAGCAAAAGAGUUAAGCAGGACAAGGUAGUUGAUGAGGCUACAGUGAUGGAAGUACAGACUGGACGCAUUCUCUUCAAUGGGAAAGAGCUUAACUCCCAGUCAGGGUCCGCCCCUGCAGCUGCCACAGGAAAGGAUGGAUUGCUGCAUGUUGAGUCGGAUCAAUCAGAUGGCACAGGUUGGUUAAGAGGACAAUGGCAAGAUAUGGAUUCCAGAGAAGCAUCAUGGAGGCGCAUGGCUUCUUCUCUGUAUUGUGGUGGAGACCACUUGAAGUUCAAAGCAGUGGGACCGGGAGCUUCACAGUUUACAGUGGACCAAGGAAAUGCACCUCCAAUGCCUCUGUCCCAGAUCCCUUCCACCUGUGGCUACAGCAUGCAGAGAAACUCUCUUGCACUUGUUAUGUUGGUUCCCUAUGAUGGCUGCAACAUGAUUCAAGAGGGUGGAAGUUACAUGCUCCCAAUGCGUUGGCAAGGAGUUCCAGUGUCACUCUGGUGUCCCAAAACUGCAACACCUGCUCCCGCAACUGCUGCGCCGACCGCAACUGCUGCGCCGACCGCAACUGCUGUGCCGACAACAACAAAGAUGCCUAAAUUUCCACAGUACCCCCCUUUCUUCCCUUAUCCUUACUUUCCUCCCCCUCCGCCAACCGCAACUGCUGCGCCAACCACAACUGCUGUGCAAACGACAAAGAUGCCUAAAUUUCCACAGUACCCCCCUUUCUUCCCUUAUCCUUACUUUCCUCCCCCUGUGCCAACCACAACUGCUGCGCCGACCGCAACUGCUGCGCCAACGACAAACAUGCCUAAAUUUCCACAGUACCCCCCUUUCUUCCCUUAUCCUUACUUUCCUCCCCCUGUGCCAACCACAACUGCUGUGCCAACUGCAACUGCUGCGCCAACAACAAAGAUGCCUAAAUUUCCACAGUACCCCCCUUUCUUCCCUUAUCCUUACUUUCCUCCCCCUGUGCCAACCACAACUGCUGCGCCGACGGCAACUGCUGUGCCAACGACAAAGAUGCCUAAAUUUCCACAGUACCCCCCUUUCUUCCCUUAUCCUUACUUUCCUCCCCCUCUUCCAACCACAACUGCUGCGCCAUCAUCCACCACCACGGCAAAGCCAACCACAGCUCAUCCUCAGUUUCCUUUUCCUGUAUACCUCACUCCCUUUCCUUGGCACUUCCCAUAG
This is a messenger RNA of Siniperca chuatsi (mandarin fish), 1337 nucleotides long. Its product is annotated as extensin-like. The transcript is spliced from 4 exons. NCBI's taxonomy places the organism in Eukaryota, Metazoa, Chordata, Actinopteri, Centrarchiformes, Sinipercidae. The record is from RefSeq and is a predicted model, not a curated record. Bases 48 to 1337 code for a protein of 429 amino acids.